Lasiodiplodia theobromae is the source of this 4593-nucleotide messenger RNA. RefSeq lists its product as uncharacterized. The transcript has 10 exons. Gene Ontology annotation, biological process: glucan catabolic process. Bases 1 to 4593 code for a protein of 1530 amino acids. The record is from RefSeq and is a predicted model, not a curated record. NCBI's taxonomy places the organism in Eukaryota, Fungi, Ascomycota, Dothideomycetes, Botryosphaeriales, Botryosphaeriaceae. Gene Ontology annotation, molecular function: UDP-glycosyltransferase activity; hexosyltransferase activity; beta-glucosidase activity.
AUGCUCUUCGACUGUGCUAACUUACUACCAGAUGACGGCCGGAUUAACGUUGAUCUCGACUCCAAAGCCGCGCGCACCCUGUCGAGAUUGAUCUUGCAGCCGCCCAAAGACCUGCCAGAUGCCAUUCCAGACUACCACACAUUGAAGGGUGCUUGGAAGCUCCCCUUGAACAUUGUCGUGCAGGUUGUCGGCAGCCGCGGCGACGUGCAGCCCUUCAUAGCCCUCGGCAAUGAGCUGCAGAAGCACGGCCAUCGCGUGCGCCUUGCCACACACAAUGUCUUCGAGGACUUUGUCCGGAAGUCCGGGCUCGAGUUCUAUCCGAUUGGCGGCGAUCCCACCGAACUGAUGGCAUACAUGGUGAAGAACCCUGGCUUGAUACCGAAUAUGAAGAGUCUCCGUGGUGGAGAUAUCCAGAAGAAGCGGGUCAUGGUGAAGGAAAUGCUGGAAGGAUGCUGGCUAAGCUGCAUUGAGCCGGACACAAAAACGCAAGAGCCAUUCGUCGCAGAUGCUAUUAUUGCGAAUCCCCCAAGCUUUGCGCAUAUCCACUGUGCCGAGGCUUUGGGCAUUCCUGUGCAUCUGAUGUUCACCAUGCCUUGGACGAGCACGAAAGCAUUCCCACACCCGUUGGCAAACAUCAAGUGCUCGACCAUCGACAAAUCGACCCAGAACUUCCUCUCCUACGGUAUCGUCGAAUGGCUAACGUGGCAAGGUCUGGGCGACAUCAUCAACAAGUGGCGCCACGACCUCGACCUCGACCCCGUCCCAGCCACCGAAGGCCCGCUGCUCGCCGAAACCCUGAAGAUCCCCUUCACCUACUGCUGGUCGCCCGCCCUGGUGCCCAAGCCGGCCGACUGGUCCCACCACAUCGACGUCUGCGGCUUCUUCUUCCGCUCCCCACCCGCCUACCAGCCUCCCCCCGACCUCGACGCCUUCCUCCGCAGCGGCCCGCCACCCGUCUACAUCGGCUUCGGCAGCAUCGUCCUCGACGACCCGCAGCGCGUAAGCGCCACGAUCCUCUCCGCCGUCCGCACAACCGGCGUCCGUGCCAUCAUCUCGCGCGGCUGGAGCAAGCUCGACGGUGCCCCCGACCCAAACGUGCUCUUCCUCGGCGACUGCCCGCACGAGUGGCUGUUCCAGCACGUCGCGGCCGUCGUGCACCACGGCGGCGCCGGCACGACGGCGUGCGGGCUGCUGAACGCGCGGCCGACGACUAUCGUCCCGUUCUUUGGCGACCAGCCGUUCUGGGGCCAGAUGGUCGCCGCCGCGGGCGCCGGGCCCGUCCCGAUCCCGCACCGGCUGCUCGACAGCACGAACCUCGCCGAAGCCAUCUCGUACUGCCUCACGCCGCAGGCGGCGGCGGCGGCGCGCGGCAUUGCGGAGAAGAUGCGGGCGGAGGCCGGGGUGGCGAGGGCGGUCGAGGCGUUCCAUGCUAACCUGCCAGCGCUGGAACGGAUGAAGUGCGACGUCUUCCCCGACAAGCCGGCGUGUUGGCGGGUGAAGAAGAAGGAUGGCGUGUGUAAGUUGUCGAAGGUGGCGGCGGAGGUGUUGGUUAGUGAGGGGGGGUUGGAUCGGAAGAAGUUGAAGAUAUACGCGAGCAAGCCUAUCGUCAUCGAGAACCGCCGCUGGGAUCCCAUCACCGGCGGUGCGUCGUCGGCGCUCGGCUGGGGAUCAGACAUGGUCGUCGCGACGGCGGACCUGUUCGUCAAACCCUACCAGGAAUACAGGCGCAGCCGGCCGGAAUCACAUCCCACGCCCUCAAAGGACUCCGAGUCAACAGAGAAACACGCGCUACUACUCCAGGGCCAACUCGCCCGACCCAGCGCCACAGACAGCAGCCAUGCCCUAAACCGCAGCAGCACAGGCGACAACCACCAGCACGGCUCCAGGCAGCACAGCGUAUCCUCCUCCACAGAGAGCGAUCACUCCGACAUCAACGACGACGCCGCCGCCGCCGCCGCCCAGAGCCCCAAGACCAAAGGCCGCGGCGCAGCAGCAUCCAAUGCGGCCGUGGCAUCCGGCAAGAGCGUCGGCCGAUGGUUCGGGACCUACACCAAAGGCGUCUUCCUCGACGUGCCGCUCGCCGUCGCCGAAGGCAUGCGGCAAACGCCCGCUCUGUACGGCGAGCGGGUGCACGACUACGGCCGCAUCACGGGGUGGAAGAGCGGCGCGGCGUUCGCGGCGAAGAACUUCGGCGUCGGGCUGGCCGAAGGGCUGACGGAUGUCUUCGUGCAGCCGGUGAAGGGUGGGAGGAAGGAGGGGGCGGUGGGCGUGGUGAAGGGGUUGGGCAAGGGGUCGGUGGGGAUGCUGGCGAAGAUGGGGUCGGCCGGGUUGGGGGUGCUGGCGUAUACGGGGCAGGGGAUUUAUAAGACAAACACGACAGGAUCGGGCGGGUGGCAAAAUGCUCUCGCGAAAGCGGACGAGUUUGUGUCACUUCUGAACCUCACCGAAAAGGUUGCCAUGGUCACUGGCUCUUCCGAAUACAGCUGCAUUGGAAACAUUGCUCCCAUCGAGCGUCUCAAUUUCACUGGUCUCUGCCUUCAAGACGGCCCGGCGGGCGACCGCCUUGGUGAUCUCACGAGCACAUUUCCUGCAGGCUUGACGACUGCUGCGACAUGGGACAAGGAGCUUAUGAAGCAACGUGGCUACGCACUUGGCACCGAGUUCAAGGGGAAAGGGGCACACAUUCACUUGGGUCCUUCCACGGGUGCUCUCGGACGCCAUCCGCUGGCAGGACGUGGUUGGGAGGGAUUCUCUCCAGACCCCUAUCUGAGCGGAAUUGCUAUGAAUGCUUCCGAGACUCAGAGGACUCGCACUGUGCUCGCCGACGGCACGGUAGUCGAAGCCGUCUCGUCAAACAUUGACGACCGAACCAUGCAUGAGCUUUACAUGUGGCCUUUCGCCAACGCAAUCAAGGCUGGAGUUGCCUCUGUCAUGUGUAGCUACAACAGAGUCAACCAGACGUACGCUUGCGAGAACUCAAAGAUGCUAAACGGCCUCCUUAAGGGCGAACUGGGCUUCCAAGGAUACGUCAUGUCAGACUUCUACGCCGUGCAUUCCGGCGUGCGCUCUAUCGAAGCCGGACUCGACCUGAACAUGCCCGGCUCAUGGGACGAAGUCACCUUCGACGCGAGCUUCUGGGGCGCCAACCUGACCGCCGCCGUCCAAAACGGCACCAUCCCCGAAUCUCGCCUCGACGACAUGAUCCGCCGCCUGCUGACGCCCUACUUCUUCCUCGGCCAGGACGACGACUACCCCUCCGUCGACCCCACCUCCCUCUCCGUCCUCGCCACCACCUACGGCGUCAAGCUCCCCGGCACCUUUCCCCCCGCCCGCGACGUCCGCGGCGACCACGGCACGCUGAUCCGCUCACUCGCCGCCGCCGGCACCGUCCUCCUGAAAAACGCCAACGCCACCCUGCCCCUGUCCACCCCCAUGAACAUCGGCGUCUUCGGCAACGACGCGGCAGACCUCACGGCCGGCCUGUUCUUCCCGGGGACAGACGCCGCAGCAUCCCCAUUCGGCUUCGACAUGGGCACGCUGACCGUCGGCGGCGGGUCGGGCACGGGGCGCAGCACGUACGUCGUGGCGCCGCUCGACGCCAUCAAGCAGCGGGCAGCCAGCUACGGCGCGCGCGUGCAGUACGUCCUCGACAACGAGCUACUCGCCGCCGACAACUUCCGGGCCAUCUACCCGGAUCCGGAGGUGUGUAUCGUGUUCGUCAAGGCGUGGGCGAAGGAGGGCGCGGACCGGACGAGCUUCGCGAAUGACUGGGACGGCGACAAGGUCGUGGCGAACGUCGCGGCGCGGUGUGCGAAUACGGUUGUUGUGAAUCAUGCCGGCGGCGUGACGACGAUGCCGUGGGCAGAGAAUGAGAAUGUGACGGCGAUUUUGAACGCGUAUUACCCCGGCCAGGAGUCGGGGAAUGCGAUUGUCGAUGUGCUGUUUGGCGAUGUCAACCCGUCUGCGCGUCUGCCGCAUACGAUUCCGAGGAGCGCGGAGGACUACGAUUUCCCGGUUGUGAACUUGACGGGCACGGCGAAGGCGAAUGACUCGGAGGCGUGGCAGGCGGACUUUGAGGAGGGGUUGUUGAUUGAUUAUCGCCACUUCGAUGCGAAGAACAUCACGCCGCUCUACGAGUUCGGCUUCGGGCUGUCGUAUACCGAGUUUAAGAUCAGUGCACCGCUGGAGGUCGCUGGCGUUGCUGCGAACACGACCCGCGUCUCGUCCUUCCCGCCGGCAGUAUCUUCCGCUCAGCCCGGCGGCAACCCUGCGCUUUGGGAACCUGUCUUGACUGCGUCGACGACAGUCCAGAACAUGGGUGAGCGCGCUGGCGCUACCGUAGUUCAGCUGUACUUAUCCAUGCCGUCUGGCAGCGUGCCGGAAGGAACGCCGCUGCGGGUGCUCAGGGGGUUCGAGAAGGUGCAGCUGGAGCCGGGCGCGAGUGAGAAGGUCGAGUUUCGGCUGUUGAGGAGGGAUGUUAGUUUUUGGAAUGUCGAGGCGCAGGAGUGGGAGAUACCGACGGGGGAGAUGAGGCUGAGCGUUGGUUUUAGUUCGAGGGACCUGAAGGAUAUCGCGGUGGUGGAGCUGGUUUGA